CGAGUAGAGUGCAGAGCUUUCAGUAGGCUCUUGCUACACCAUCUAAACCCGUUAGAUGUAGCAAACCAGCACUGGGGAUAGAACAAGUGCUGGGUGAUAUCUUAUUUUCUAUUACAUAUCCAGCCGAAAAGUCGGCGACAGUGCCCUCCAAAAAGGAUAGUGUGAAGAAAUCGAAAUCAAUCGAAAAGCAAGCCUGAGGAAAAGCCAGCAAUGAAGCUGGCAUUGGACACAGACAUCAUCAUCUUGAAACAUAGCAUACUCUGAUAGGAUAGGACCGAUGGCUAUAGUGUAGCGGUGCGACCUGACGUCGAGGUACAUUUCACUGAUAAUUGCAAAAUAGCAGACCAUAGCAGCGCUGAUCGUGAAUGUUUAUGCGAUGCACAUGAUUCCACCGGGGUGGAGCAAUAUCCAGCGACUCUUUAAAGUGAGGUGUUAAGGAUAUAUUUGGGCUGCUAGCUAGCAAGCUACCCUAUGCAACACGUUGCUGACAAGCAAGACUUCAAGGUGUCAUUCAUACGCUACCUUUAUUCAUGGGAUGACGUCGCGGCGUCGCCUCUGCUCUCUCGCCCCGCAGCAGCCUCUCCUCUCCUCCUGCAGCCUCGCCCCCACUCCUGAGCUCUCCGUGGGCUCCUGACGCCACUGGCUGGCCAACCCUCCUCUCCUCUCCUCUCCUCUCCACCCUUCUCCCUGUCCCCGGCUUCCCAACUCCCCCUUGAGCUCCAGUAUGCGGCGCUUCGUCUACUGCAAGGUGGUGCUGACCACCUCGCUGGUGUGGGUGCUGGUGGACGUCUUCCUGCUGCUCUACUUCAGCGAGUGCAACAAGUGCGACGACAGGAAGGACCGCUCGCUGCUUCCUGCCCUAAGAGCUGUGAUAUCCCGCUCCCAUGAGGGUCCUGGCGAGAUGGGAAAAGCAGUGGUCAUCUCGAAGGACGACCAGGAGAAGAUGAAGGAGCUCUUCAAGAUCAACCAGUUCAACCUGAUGGCCAGCGACAUGAUCGCCCUCAACAGGACUCUGCCUGACGUGAGGCUGGACGGCUGCAAGACUAAGGUGUAUCAGGACGAUCUGCCCAACACCAGUAUCGUCAUCGUGUUCCACAACGAGGCGUGGAGCACGCUGCUGCGGACGGUCCACAGUGUCAUCAUCCGCUCUCCGCGCCACCUGCUCGUGGAGGUGGUGCUGGUGGACGACGCCAGUGAGAGAGAAUUCCUGAAGAAGAAGCUGGACGACUACGUGCGGAACCUGGAGGUGCCGGUGCGGAUCCUGCGCAUGGAGCAGCGCUCGGGCCUCAUCCGGGCUCGGCUGCGGGGGGCGGCAGCCACCAAGGGCCAGGUCAUCACCUUCCUGGAUGCCCACUGCGAGUGCACGGUGGGCUGGCUGGAGCCGCUGCUAGCCCGGAUCAAGGAGGACCAGAAGGCUGUGGUGUGCCCCAUCAUCGACGUCAUUAGUGACGAGACGUUCGAGUACAUGGCCGGCUCGGACAUGACGUACGGCGGCUUCAACUGGAAGCUCAACUUCCGCUGGUACCCCGUGCCCCAGAGGGAGAUGGACCGGCGCAAAGGGGACCGGACUCUCCCAGUCAGAACACCUACAAUGGCUGGAGGCUUAUUCUCCAUUGACCGCACAUAUUUUGAAGAAAUUGGCACCUACGACCCAGGAAUGGACAUAUGGGGAGGGGAGAACCUGGAGCUGUCUUUCAGGAUCUGGCAGUGCGGGGGCUCCCUGGAGAUCGUCACCUGCUCCCACGUGGGUCACGUGUUCCGCAAGGCCACGCCCUACACCUUCCCCGGGGGCACGGGCCAGGUCAUCAACAAGAACAACCGGCGCCUGGCUGAGGUGUGGAUGGACGAAUUCAAAGACUUCUUCUACAUCAUAUCGCCAGGCGUGGUGCGCGUGGACUACGGAGACGUGUCCGCCCGCAAGGCCCUGAGGGACACGCUGCAGUGCAAGCCUUUCUCCUGGUACCUGGAGAACGUCUACCCCGACUCCCAGAUCCCCAGGAGAUACCACUCACUUGGAGAGAUCAGGAAUGUAGAGUCGAACCAGUGUGUGGAUAACAUGGGCCGCAAGGAGAACGAGAAGGUGGGCUUCUUCAACUGCCACGGCAUGGGGGGAAACCAGGUGUUUUCUUACACCGCCGAUAAAGAGAUCCGGACCGAUGACCUGUGCCUGGACGUCUCGCGCCUCAACGGACCAGUGGUCAUGCUGAAGUGCCACCACAUGAAGGGGAACCAGAUGUUUGAGUAUGAAGCAGAGAGGCUGACCCUCCUGCAUGUGAACAGCAACCAGUGUCUGGACAUGCCCUCGGACGAGGACAAGAUGGUGCCCACCCUGAGAGACUGCAAUGGCAGUCGCUCGCAGCAGUGGAUCCUAAGGAACAUGACCCUCAGCCAGUGAGCCGCUCUCACUCUACAUGACCACUCAACCCUAAACUCUGACCUCCAGCCUAGGCUGGCCUCCCAUCCCAGAGGGCCGGCAGGCCCUCAACGUGCCCACGAUGGCGACUCCACAUCAACCAACCACACACCCAUGAUGCCAUUAGUGCUGCUGCUGCUGCUACUGGGACCUGUAUCUGUAUAGGAACAGGCGAAAGUACCUUUUCCUUUCCCCCCUAUAGUGCAUGGCUUAACCAGCCUAUGUGUGUGAGUGUGUGUAUCCUUGUGUGAGAGAGUUUGUUUGUGUGUGUGUGAAGGGCUCUCAUGAGGACUUCAUCCUGCCCUGCCUGCUCAAAGACUGUUAGUCGAGCUCUUUGUGCUUUAAUCACCCGGAGCUGACCAAACAAGCAUCUGUAGACACUCACAGGACUAAUGGCUCUUCUCCAAAAAACCAAAGCAAGACUGCAUGACCCAGAGUGCUCAGCAGAUCUAGCUGUGGGAUAUUUUGCAUAUCUAGGAAUCAUGCAUUCACCUUGCAUUCUGCACAGUACUGUACAUACUUUCCAACCCAAGUACAACAAUAGCAAGGGACCUAUCAAAUAAUAUCACACCUGACUUCCCUUGUCCAUAUCUGUAUUUAUCAGACAUUUACAGAAAUGUUACCAUUUCUACUAUAUACAUCAUCUUAAGGAUUGGAAUAAUGUUUGGAAACCGGUUGUCCGACUUAGACUUGUAACCAGAUGUUUGCAGAAUCAGUGGGCAUAUAACAGGAGACCCGGCUUCUUGUCUGCCUGUCCUUUUUGAGAGAGAAACCUACAGUACAGCAUCAACACUGUUUAAGACAGGAGUUUAUGGUGUGAGAAGCUAUUGCUGUGGAGGUAUUGACUUGUGCUGUAUUGAUUUUGCCUUAAGGAAAGUUUUGAGUUAUCGUAUCAUAAAUAGGAGCUCAUUCUGAGGACCAUUGAGAGUGGAGGACAGAGCCACUGUCCCUACAUAGAGGUACUUGACAUCUCUAGUCACUGUUAUUCAAUUUUAGUUUUUUUUUUGUUUGUUUGUUUGUUUUUUUGUUUGUUUUUUGUCAUUCAUGGGUCAGCUAAAAGAGCUGUCCAUUUACAUCCGGUUUUAGUUUGCAGAUUUUUAUAUUAAUCCUGUUCUAUUUGUGUCGUUAUUGUUUGUUUGCAGAAAAGAUGUAUUUCCCUAAAUAGUUAAGUAACAUAUUUAUAAUGAAAGGUCACUGAGAUUUUAGAGAUGUAAAGAUUGAAUGAUUUAACAGAUGUUGAUUACUAGGUGGGAGAAAGUGAAGGCUCCAUGUAAUAAUGUAGAAAGCUGCUGCCUCACCAACAUAUCAAUGCUACUGUAUUUAUAGCCACUCGCUCAAGCAGAUACAAGACAUUCAGUAUGACUACCUGGAGAGAAUAUCCUUGUUAUUCAGCCCUUGACAUUCUAGCCUUGACUUCAACUUCUACUGUACUUUUAUUUAUUAUUUUUGUCAUUAUCAACCAUAUGGUGCAGCUGGCAUAUUGUAAAUAAUAUAACCAAAAGUUUUUGAACACCAUUGUACAUACACAAAAAAGAUUAUUUUUUUAAGAUGCGACUUAAAAGCCCUAUUGAAAUUUAGAGUGUAGACCUUUGCUAUAUUUAAGUGCACUGGAGCAUUCUGUCAUUAUUAGCAGUUUGGUUGAAUACACUGUAUCACUGUAAGAGAAACUGUCUUUAAAACCCCUUUACUAUAACAUAUCAUCUGACUAUUUACAAAAUUUCACUUCACACAAUCUUUUCCAUGCAUCAGCAGUUCUUGGUGGCUUUAUGUAGGAAGAUGGGAUAGAUUUAAUCAAAGUUGUAUUGUUUACAUGUAGUUAAUUUGAGCAGCUAAUUUAUUCUGAUUAAGCUUCAGUUUAUAGUCAUUACAUUAAAAUGGACUAAAUUGAAUAAACUAAAUAGAAUUGAUAAGGGGGUGUUGCUACUAAAUGAAUGAGGAGGAAAAGCACUCAAUCAAAACUAAACUAUGACCCGUGCUAUGGAAUGUGAAUAUUUACAAAGCGGCUCUCAUGGGGUUUUAAGUGCAUGGUACAAAAAACAUAGCAACAUAGAUUGCCUUUCAACUUUGAAAUGUGUAACUUUGUAUUAGUCUUGAAGUGAUGUUAAUCUGUUUGUACAUUUUUUGUAAGGCAAAAAAAAAAAAAAAACAGGAAUGGAUUGAGUGUGUAUUUACCAUGCACACUCCAAUGAAUUCUACUAACAAACUGAACUGUGAGCUACAAUAAAUCACUGUUGAUGAA
Clupea harengus (Atlantic herring) is the source of this 4652-nucleotide messenger RNA. It is a transcript of the gene galnt13, whose product is annotated as polypeptide N-acetylgalactosaminyltransferase 13. Gene Ontology annotation, cellular component: Golgi apparatus. NCBI's taxonomy places the organism in Eukaryota, Metazoa, Chordata, Actinopteri, Clupeiformes, Clupeidae. Gene Ontology annotation, molecular function: polypeptide N-acetylgalactosaminyltransferase activity. Gene Ontology annotation, biological process: protein O-linked glycosylation. The record is from RefSeq and is a predicted model, not a curated record.